ACUAGGAAACAGCCGGCAGGUGGCGCCAUCUCCAACAAUAGCCUCUUUGUGGCCAAGAGGAUUUGGGAGGCUGCUGGGAAAAAAUGGCAGCUUCCUUUUGUUUGUGGGGAUUUACCGAAAGGGCUUCUAAAGCCGUUCUUUACUAAAUACACGAAUUUUCCAUCGCAAACUCGGGGUUCACGCUACCAGUUAUCCUGGUUAGAGGAAACAUGGAGAAGAGCGGGAGCAUCGACAGCCUGGGCUCGAAGCGCUCCUCUUCCCGACAGCCAAGUGUUGAUUCAUUGUCCAGUACAUCCACCUCUCGGUCUGACCGCUCUGCCCAGGCCAAGCCACCCUCUGUGAUGUCCUCUGACUCUGCAGAAUUUUCCCCAGAGCUCCGGGUCAAGCCCAAAAACUCUGCCAAGCAGGUGCUUAGAGAAUCAGACAAAGAGGAGCCACAGUUACUUCCAAACGAAACAGUGCAGGACAUGGCCCAAGAUGUCACCUACUUUUGUCCUUUCAUUGGAGCACUGAGGGGAACAGUGAUGGUUACCAACUACAGACUUUUCUUCAAAUGUAUGGACAGGGAGCCGACAUUUGUGCUGGAUCUGCCCCUUGGGGUGGUGAGUCGUGUGGAAAAGAUUGGAACUGCAUCAAGCCGUCUGGAUGUGUCCUAUGGGAUAGUCUGCAAGGAUAUGCGUAAUCUACGAUUUGCACACAAACAGAUGGAGGACACACUCAGGAAGUCCAUUUUUGAAGUGCUGAUGAAAUUUGCGUUUCCUGUUUCCAACGGGCUGCAAAUCUUUGCCUUUGAAUAUGGGCAAGUCUUUCCUGAAAAUGGAUGGAAGGUCUAUGACACUGUUUCAGAAUACAAAAGACAGGGUAUACCCAAUGAAAGCUGGAGGAUAACAAAAGUAAAUGAUCACUACGAGCUUUGUGACACCUAUCCGUCAACACUAGCGGUGCCUGUCAACAUACCAGAUGAGGAGCUAAAGAAGGUAGCCGCCUUCCGAGUAAAGGGAAGGAUACCUGUGCUAUCAUGGAUCCAUCCAGAGACCCAAGCGACAGUGACACGUUGCAGUCAGCCCAUGGUUGGGGUGAACGGGAAGCGGAGCAAAGAGGAUGAAAAAUACCUCCAGGCGAUCAUGGACGCGAAUGCCCAGUCCCAUAAACUCUUCAUUUUUGAUGCAAGGCCCAGUGUCAAUGCUGCUGCCAACAAGAUGAAAGGGGGUGGUUAUGAAAGUGAGGAUGCUUAUCAAAAUGCUGAGCUGGUGUUCUUGGAUAUUCACAACAUCCAUGUGAUGAGGGAGUCACUCCGCAAGCUGAAGGAUGUGAUCUACCCCAACAUCGAGGACUCGCACUGGCUCUCCAAUUUGGAGUCAACUCACUGGCUUGAGCACAUCAAGCUGAUCCUGGCAGGAGCUCUGAGGAUCGCAGACAAAGUGGAGUCUGGGAAAACAUCAGUGGUGGUGCACUGUAGUGAUGGUUGGGACCGCACAACCCAGCUCACCUCCUUGGCCAUGCUUAUGCUGGAUGGUUACUACCGCACCAUUCGUGGCUUUGAGGUGCUGCUCGAGAAAGAGUGGCUGAGUUUUGGUCACCGCUUCCAGCUGCGAAUUGGUCAUGGUGAUAAAAACCACACAGACGCAGACCGUUCACCUGUUUUUAUUCAGUUUAUUGACUGUGUCUGGCAGCUGACUCGCCAGUUUCCUGCAGCCUUUGAGUUUAAUGAAUACUUCCUGGUAACCAUCCUGGACCACCUGUACAGUUGCCUGUUUGGGACAUUCUUGUGUAACAGUGAACAGCAGAGGUUGAAAGAAGAAAUUCCCAAGAGGACAGUGUCAUUGUGGUCUUAUAUUAACAGCCAGAUGGAGGAGUUCACUAACCCUUUGUAUGUGAACUACUCCAACCAUGUGCUGUUCCCUGUAGUCAGCUUACGCCACCUGGAGCUUUGGGUUGGCUACUACAUCCGCUGGAAUCCACGCAUGAGACCUCAGGAACCUGUUCAUCAGCGGUACAAGGAGCUGUUAGCCAAGCGUGCCGAGCUGCAGAAAAGAGUGGACGAGUUACAGCGAGAGGUGACCAAUCGCUCUGCUUCCACUUCCUGUGAGCGGCCAGGCUCUCCCACACGCUCCAUCACCCCAGUGCAGACUUUUGUUUGACGCAAACAUGAUAGUUUCAGAGGCAGAGUGCUACACGUGAGAAGGUGCCAUACAGCACUAAUCAGUAUGCCUUAUCUGGCACUACAAAGAACCUAUGUACCAAACUGCCUCUUUUUGGGUGACGCUAUCACAAAAAGUCUGAUUGAGCAGAUUACUGUAUUUGCAUCUCUCACAGGUCAUCUGCUUGCAAAAGAAGAGUGUCUGUAUUGACUACAGCCAUAUUGUACUCUUCCUCCAGGGUCAAGAGGACAUGUAACCAGAAUAGUGGGGACUGUUUAGCAUAAUGGCCUACGUACAAUCAGUGUUUAUAGUUUGAAGUACACUAAAAUAUUAUUCCAGUUAAAUAUAUAUCUUAUACAUCUCACAAGAACAUUCACUUAAUUCCUAUACACUGCAAAUGUUUAUUAGAUAUUAUUUGAUGAGCUAAAGCAAUCGUCAACAUGUACAAUGCUGCAUAUAUUAUUUUGAGGUUAAAACUAGUUCUAACACCAAUUUAAUGGCUCAGGAGUUGUUAAAUAUCGGUUUAAAGUGUAGCUAAAGGGCUAUAAUGUUAGCUUCCUUUAAUGUUAAAAGCCAUCACAAAGUGCAUUAAAAAGGCAGUCUUUACUAGUCCGUGCUUUUAGGUUGUUCUAACCAAAUAUCUUUUUUAUAAAUAAAUAAUGUGUGACAUUCCUCUCAUUGAAUGAUUUAAGGUUAGUGAGUUCAAUUUUUCUAACUAGUUAACAUUAUUUAUUAUCCUUUAGACCAGACUUGUAUGUAUUUAUAGCUCACAAAUACAUUGUCAUGUCAUAAAUUGAUGAGGUGUUCCCAUGCAAUAUUAAUAAGGUGCAUAGAGUAUGCAAAGGUUCAUUAGUCCAAGAUGACUAUCAUUUAUGCAAGUCUUAUAUAUGAACAUUUCUUGCAAAUGCUUUUUAAAGCUAGUAUCAGCCACUGAUUUUUGUAGGCACCACAACACGUGACAGCUAAUAGUUUUUUCUUUUGUCUUAGUUGAUUAAAUGUCUGACUUGCUCUUGAAUGAUUGUGAGAAUAUUAAGAAAAAAAAUGUGCAUAGUUUAGCUGCCAAGAUACAGUGGUAGCUAGCUUUUACACUGCAUAUGUGAAUAUUUGCAAUAAACAGAGGACUCAACUUCAAGAGGUCAGAGUGGCUUGUCAUA
Molecule: messenger RNA, 3295 nt
Organism: Monopterus albus (swamp eel)
Lineage: Eukaryota; Metazoa; Chordata; Actinopteri; Synbranchiformes; Synbranchidae
Gene: mtmr2
Product: myotubularin related protein 2
Exons: 16
Coding region: 210-2141 (643 amino acids)
Biological process (GO): phosphatidylinositol dephosphorylation
Cellular component (GO): membrane; cytoplasm
Molecular function (GO): phosphatidylinositol-3-phosphate phosphatase activity; phosphatidylinositol-3,5-bisphosphate 3-phosphatase activity
Source: RefSeq, a predicted model, not a curated record